This is a messenger RNA of Petromyzon marinus (sea lamprey), 1559 nucleotides long. The record is from RefSeq and is a predicted model, not a curated record. Lineage: Eukaryota; Metazoa; Chordata; Hyperoartia; Petromyzontiformes; Petromyzontidae.
AGAGCGCGCGCGCGCGACCCCCUCACACCCCGCCCCCCCCCUUCCCCCUUCCCCGCCCGCGGUACGCGAACCGCGCCGGGCCACGGCGAUGGCACUGCUGGGCGAGACGGCUCAGGCCACGGCCGCCACAGCCGCAGGGUAGCUCCCCUCUUAGGGUGCAGCUGUCACGACGCGCGGCGAGGCGCGGGCGAGGAGACGGGCGGAGUGAGCCGGGGACCCCCCCACCACCACCACCCCUAGGACGCACCUCGUGGCGCCGGCAGGGAGCGACCAGCGGGACGGGACCCGCACUGCAGGGAGCCCGAGGGAGUUCCCCCCUCCUCCCCUCCCCUCCCCCCUCUCCGCCGAUACUCGUGGGCUCGAGUGCGCGGUCAGUACCGGCGGCGAGAGCCACACGCGUUUUGUUUUUUGCGAGCGAGACUUCGCGCCGCGUUCGUGUAUCGUCGCCCGUAGUGAGCAUGGCCGCAGCGCUGACUCUCAACAGUAGCGAUUUGCCCAACAACCCGAUGGUGAUGGAGUAUGUGAAUGACUUUGACCUUAUGAAACUAGAAGUGAAGAAGGAGCCGCUGGAGCUGAGCUUGAGCCGCGCGUGCGGCCGCCUCGAGGGCUCCCUCUCGUCGUCUCCCAUGAGCACCCCCUGCAGUUCAGUGCCGCCCUCCCCAACCUUCAGCGCGCACAGCCCCGGAGCGCCGCGCCCCAGCCUCGAGGACUUGUACUGGAUGUCCCACUACCAGCAGCAGCAGCAGCAGCCGCAGCAUCCACAGCAGCAGCAGCAGCACGCGCACCAACCCCAGCAGCAGCAGCAGCAACAACAGCAGCAGCAGCAGCACCUAAAUCCAGAGGCACUCAACCUGACCCCGGAGGACGCGGUCGAGGCCCUUAUCGGCUGCGCCCACACCGCGCAGGGCUUCGACUGCUACCGCGCGCCCGUGCCGCAGUACGCGGGGCUUGGCACCGGCGGCCGGGAGGAGCCGCCGGGCGAGACCUCGAGCCACGAGGCAGGACAGCCGGCGGUCGCGAGCCACCACAACCACCACGGCCACAACCACCACCACCACAACCACCACGGCCACAACCACCACGGCCACGGCGGUGCGUCGGGCCAGCAGCACCACGGGGCACGCGUGGACGAGCGCUUCUCCGAGGACCAGCUGGUGUCCAUGUCGGUUCGGGACCUCAACCGGCAGCUGCGCGGCUUCAGCAAGGAGGAGGUGAUCCGCCUCAAGCAGAAGCGGCGCACGCUCAAGAACCGCGGCUACGCACAGUCGUGCCGCUACAAGCGCGUCCAGCAGAGGCACCUGCUGGAGCACGAGAAGACGGAGCUGCUGCGCCAAGUGGAGUCCUUGAAACAGGAGCUGGCGCGGCUCGCGCGCGAGCGCGACGCCUACAAAGAGAAAAAGGACGCGGAUUGUUGAGGCUGCGGUCGGGACGCCGCUUGGAUCAUGAGAGGAUCAACGCGGGGACCCCUGACGCAGGCCCCACGUUCCUCACCACCAGCAGCACCAUCAGCACCACCACCAGCACCAGCAGCACCACCAGCACCACCACCACCAGCAGCA